Messenger RNA from Rotaria socialis, 618 nucleotides. The record is from the annotation of a GenBank genome assembly. NCBI's taxonomy places the organism in Eukaryota, Metazoa, Rotifera, Eurotatoria, Philodinida, Philodinidae.
AUGACCGAAAUGUACCCUGUCGACAUAUUAAACUAUAAUUCACCAUAUGACACUCAACGAUAUGUUUAUCCCACAUUCUUCAACCCAUUAUAUCUAGCUAUAUUGUCACUUGAUUCGACCAAUGCUACGCCGACCUAUCAGCCUCGAGAUGCAAAUCCAAUGCCUCAAAUGCCAAGUCUUCCUUCAGAUGAUAAUAUGUUAGCUGCUCGACCAUUCAAUCUAACCAAUUAUAUAGUUCCAAAUCCUACACAUUACUUGAAUCUUGUUGUCAAAUUUGCUGUGGACAGUACAGACCAAAUGUAUUCCAAGGAGCUAAGCCAGAAAAAAAGAGCCCCUAUUUCAACAAGUCGUCCAAACACAUUUGAUUUACCAUCACCUCGUGUUCAAGCAGGUAGCCCAUUGCCAACGAUUCAAAGUGAUGGAUAUGGCCACUAUCUAGUUCCAUAUCAGGCUGUUGUCGACAUCUUUUUAAACAACGCCGAUAACGGUGAGCAUCCGUUUCAUUUGCAUGGCGAUAACUUUUGGAUUAUAGCAACAUCGGACUAUCCACCAGCCGAGAAUUUAUAUCUCCAAGCUUACCUAAAGCGCGAUGCAGUGAAUGUACCAGGUAAUGGAUGA